CGAACCAAACCACGAACCUCCCGAAAGCUCCUGGUAUCGACGGUUUUUCCCUUCCAAUUCCAAAACCUCAAGUUAAUUGUUGUAACAGACAGUGACGUUCUCUUUUCUCUCUUCACUCCCUCUCCCCUCCACCCUCCGACAUCAUGCAGUCCUUCGCCAGAGCCACUCGCGCCUCGGCGCUGCAAAACGUUGGCCGCCGAGCCUAUUCUUCGUCGCAGUAUGCCCAGACCAUCAACAACCUGCGCAUCAACGCCGACACCAAGGUCAUCUACCAGGGCUUCACCGGAAAGCAGGGAACUUUCCACGCUCAACAAGCUAUCGAAUACGGCACAAAGGUCGUCGGUGGAACAAACCCCAAGAAGGCUGGCCAGACUCACCUCGGCCUCCCUGUCUUCAAGAACGUUGGUGAAGCCGUCAAGGAGACUGGUGCCACUGCUACUGGUCUCUUCGUCCCUCCUCCUCUGGCCGCCGCCGGUAUCGAGGAGGCCCUCGAGGCCGAGAUCCCCCUCGUUGUCUGCAUCACUGAGGGUAUCCCCCAGCACGACAUGGUUCGCAUCACCGACAUGCUCAAGACCCAAAGCAAGACUCGUCUCGUCGGACCCAACUGCCCCGGUAUCAUUGCUCCCGAGCAGUGCAAGAUCGGUAUCAUGCCUGGCUUCAUCCACAAGCGCGGCCGCAUCGGUAUCGUCUCUCGUUCCGGUACUCUGACCUACGAGGCCGUCAACCAGACCACCCAGGCCGGUCUUGGUCAGUCUCUCGUUGUCGGAAUCGGCGGUGACCCCUUCUCCGGUACCAACUUCAUCGACUGCCUCAAGGUCUUCACUGAGGACCCCGACACCGACGGUAUCAUCAUGAUUGGUGAGAUUGGUGGUUCCGCCGAGGAGGACGCCGCCGAGUUCCUCAAGCAGGCCAACACUGUCAACGGUGGUAAGCCGGUUGUCAGCUUCAUCGCUGGUAUCUCUGCUCCUCCCGGCCGACGAAUGGGUCACGCCGGUGCCAUCGUUUCCGGUGGUAAGGGUGGUGCCGACACCAAGAUCAAGGCUCUUGAGGACGCUGGUGUCAUUGUCGAGCGCUCUCCCGCUGGUCUGGGCAAGGCUCUCUACAACGAGUUCGUCCGCCGCGAUCUGCUAUAAUUUUAUAACUAAGCUACGUCUACUAUUUGGUUCACCCUUGGGAGACAAGAUGUGUGAGUCGGGGAGUGAGUUAGUAUAGUCCGGUUCAUUGACCGAGGACUCGCUCAUGGAGGGCUAUUUGCAUCAUACUGCAUGAUUUCUUCGUACGUACCUGAUAGAGCAAGGAUGGUCUGGCUGGCGCUCAGGCUAGAUUGUGGAAAGGCCUUUUGUCGUUCCUUUCCGCAGGCGAGUGUGUCAUAACCCUCAGCACGCAAUGCGCCAACAAUGUCACAUUGCAUGAACCAUCUAAUGUCGAAAAGUGUUUCAAGCUAUGGCCAUGUUGGAGUAUUCACAUGUGACAAUG
Fusarium verticillioides 7600 is the source of this 1476-nucleotide messenger RNA. Its product is annotated as succinyl-CoA ligase [GDP-forming] subunit alpha, mitochondrial. Gene Ontology annotation, biological process: tricarboxylic acid cycle. NCBI's taxonomy places the organism in Eukaryota, Fungi, Ascomycota, Sordariomycetes, Hypocreales, Nectriaceae. The transcript has 5 exons. Gene Ontology annotation, cellular component: succinate-CoA ligase complex (ADP-forming); mitochondrion. Bases 144 to 1133 code for a protein of 329 amino acids. The record is from RefSeq and is a predicted model, not a curated record. Gene Ontology annotation, molecular function: succinate-CoA ligase (ADP-forming) activity; succinate-CoA ligase (GDP-forming) activity.